Arachis stenosperma is the source of this 2683-nucleotide messenger RNA. Its product is annotated as probable carboxylesterase 11. The transcript is spliced from 3 exons. Gene Ontology annotation, molecular function: hydrolase activity. The record is from RefSeq and is a predicted model, not a curated record. NCBI's taxonomy places the organism in Eukaryota, Viridiplantae, Streptophyta, Magnoliopsida, Fabales, Fabaceae. Bases 411 to 1832 code for a protein of 473 amino acids.
GUAUCAUGUAUGACCCCAUCACCCACCACCCUGCCUGCAGCAACCAGCAAAGCCUCUUUGAUUCUCUUUUUUCAUUUUCAACUCACCCUCCCAUUCUAAAAACCCAUUUCCUCUUCACAUAAACAAAACCCCUAAUAAUUCCCAUGAUUCCCAGCUUCAACAUAAUCCUUAUUAAAUUAAACCCGUGAAUUUCUUUUCUUUUCUUUUUUUGAUAUCUAUACUAUAAUCUAUCACAUCAAAAUAAAAAAGAAACUAAAAAAUUUAAAAAAGUGGUCAUUCCCAGUUCCCAGUUCCCAGUUCCAGCAAAGGAACACAGUUGGGUUGGGUUGGGUUGGGUUGUGUGUAUUAUAGUGGAAGCGGUUCGAGAGAGAGAGUAAAGAGAGAAGAGAGAGAGAGAGAGAAAGAGAGAAAUGCCAAGUGUGGCUGUGAAGCUCUACAGCGUCUUCUUCAAGUUCCUCUUGAAGCACCGUUUACAGAACCGGAUUCAGGCACCGCCCGAACACUCCGACGCCUUUGGAGUUACCACCCGACCCGAAGAGUCCGUCGCCGCCGCCAACCCUUCUUUCACCAACGGCGUCGCUACCAAGGACAUCCACAUCGACCCCUUCACUUCCCUCUCUAUCCGAAUCUUCCUUCCCGAAUCGGCACUGACUCCUCCCGAACCUCGUUCCAACCCUAACCACAACAACGCUGCUCGCAAACCUAGGUCCGAUCAUGGAUCUGCAUCCACGCGCGACUCGAACUCGCUUCCAUCGCGCCGCAACAGCUAUGAACCCUCCACUGUUAUGCACAGGGAGGAAUCGAUGCGAAGGAACAGUGCCGGAAACGGCGUGGUUGAGGGUUUGAACUUAAUGUCCAACGGCGUUUACCGGGGGUACUCGCCGGCAGGGGACAAUAGGCGGAAACUUCCGGUGAUGCUGCAGUUCCACGGCGGCGGUUGGGUGAGCGGGAGUAAUGAUUCUGUUGCCAACGAUAUGUUCUGUCGGCGGAUCGCGAAGCUCUGCGAUGUGAUCGUGGUGGCUGUUGGGUACAGGCUGGCACCGGAGAAUCGGUAUCCGGCGGCGUUUGAGGACGGGAUGAAAGUGAUGACUUGGUUAGCCAAGCAGGCGAAUUUAGCGGAAUGUAGCAAGUCGAUGGGGGUUGGGAAGGUUGGUAGUGGAGGAGGAAUUGGUGGUGUCGGCGGCGGUGUUGGUGGGAUUGAGUUCAAGAAACCAGAUGCUCAUAGGCAUAUAGUUGAUUCAUUUGGAGCUUCCAUUGUCGAGCCGUGGUUGGCUGCUCAUGGAGAUCCAUCAAGGUGUAUUCUUCUUGGCGCAAGUUGUGGUGCAAAUAUUGCAGACUAUGUGACUCGAAAAGCUGUGGAAGGAGGCAAACUUCUGGACCCAGUCAAGGUGGUAGCACAGGUCUUGCUGUAUCCAUUUUUCGUUGGAAGUGUGCCCACACAUUCUGAAAUAAAGUUAGCAAACUCCUACUUUUAUGACAAACCUAUGUGUAUGCUUGCGUGGAAACUUUUCCUACCAGAGGAGGAAUUUGGUUUGGACCAUCCAGCCGCUAAUCCCUUAAUCUCGGGACGAGGUCCUCCUUUAAAGCUAAUGCCUCCAACAUUGACAGUAGUGGCAGAACACGACUGGAUGAGAGAUCGUGCCAUUGCUUACUCAGAGGAGCUCCGGAAGGUGAAUGUUGAUGCACCUGUGCUUGAAUACAAGGAUGCAGUGCAUGAAUUUGCGACACUCGAUGUACUUAUUAAAAGCCCUCAGGCCCAGGUUUGUGCUGAGGACAUUGCUAUCUGGGUCAAGAAGUAUAUUUCACGUAGAGGUCAUGAAUUCUCUUACUGAGUAGGAUAUAAAAAAUUAAGAUGAUCACGACGGGUGGGAUCUUUUCCGUGAGUUUGCUGAGGUCAAUCUAAUCUUCCAGUUGGGAUUACUGAUGUUAGGACCAAUUUUGCAUCACAACUAUGGAAUUUAUCAUUCUUGGACUUCCAACAUUAGUAUUUACUGGUCUCUAACUUAUGCAAGAACUGGUCUCUCUAUAUUAUGCUUGGGCUUUUGGUACCACCGCCGUAACAGCAAAAUAGUGUGUGGAGAUGUUAAACACCUUCAAUCCACAAUGAAGGCAACAUUAUUGGAGAUAUCUGGAUGAUAUAAAAGCCACAAUUCAAUGCCAAAGAAAAAGGCCACAAUUCUCGCAACUUGCAUGCUACGUCGAGAAGCAGAACUUUCAAUGAAACAAAAAUGAAAAAUCCUAGAUCUUCUUCACAGCUUUGCUUUUUGGAGAUUCCACUGGCCGGUAUUUGGAACUUUAGUUUGAUGAUGCUUGAGGAUAUGGCUUCAUAGCUAAGUGUUUGCUUCUCAUUUUUGUCCUUCAUUUUUCCCUACACCGGAAGAGAGAGGACAGAAAAAUUUUGUUGGAAUUGGAGAGUGAUAUAGAGCAGGCCCAUUGUUGAAUUCUAUGCGGAGAAUUGUUCCUGCGUAUUUGUCCAAGGAUACUGUUUUUUCGAUAACAUUAAGAAUUCGGAUUGAAAAGGACCUUGUUCUCUAUGAUUCCUUAGUAGAUGUGCAUUGGUGAAUACAUAAUUAUGUAUAUUUAUACUUGUUUUACAUAUUUUUCUAUUAGAGUAAUUAAUUAUUAAAAUAAUUAAUUUUCUUAUAAAUACAAAAGGUUAGGCAUUAAUUAGUGAAUAUUGUAA